CCUACAGGUACAAAUUACUUCGUUCAGGUGUGUUUACCGACGCCAUUUAGAAAUUCAAAUUUCGUUUUCAAGCCAAGGAUGUUUUGCCAAUGAAGAUGAAUCGUUUGUGGAUAUUGCUCAGCCUGGUGACCAUAUCAAGUGCACAACUGCUGAGUACAGUGUGCCCAGCAGGAUGGCUGGCCAGUGGGGAUACCUGCUUUCAGUUCAAUAUCUAUCCACCCAUGAAGUAUGACGAGGCUAGCCAGUAUUGCCAGCAAAAUGGAGCUGCCCUGGUCAGUGUGAACGAUAUGGUAGAGCACGGGUUUAUUGCAGCACAACUUUUGAAUCUGGACAGAUUAAGGCAAGACUGGUACACGAGUGGUGAAAGAGACUCGUCAAAAAAGAUCCCCCGGUAUGUGUGGACUGCCAUCGACAGAGAAAUUCCAAUGAAUUCACAGUUUUGGCGCGAUAUCACGCAGCCAAAUAACACGGACAUCACCAGGGACAUCCUCGUGUAUGGCUUUGAUCCCAGAAAUCUGCAGUAUAACAUCAUAACAGUAUCUGACAGAAACUUGAAAAGGUCAUUUAUCUGUGAAAUCAGUCGAAUGGAAGUGUACAGGAUCAACGCACAAUCAAGAGGUUUUGACUAUGGUGUAUCCAGUCAGAAUGUCAACAUGGUCCCACGGGGGCCCAAGUUUGUGAUGGAGGCCAGCAGUACAGUAGUGAUGAUGGAGAAAUCCAGCCGCUCCGUCAACAUGGAGUGCAUCGCCUUCUCCAUCCCCCAGGCAGAGUAUUUGUGGACACGAAAUACCUCAACUGGCUUAGUUGUGAUUAAUUCUCAGAUGAACUCCCGAUACACCAUAUCCAAUGGUAGGCUGACGAUAGACUAUCCCACUGACACCCUUGACAAUGGCUUCUACCAGUGUACAGCCUCCAACGUUGUCGGGAAAAUCAUCAGUUCAUUUGCCCAACUCACAUUUGCAACUUUGGGCCAGUUCUCCCCAGUUCAGACAGAAGGUGUGAAUCCCAAGUAUGCGGAAGGAGCUUUGAUGGAAUGCCCCAAGAUCCCAUCCAGUCUGGCAGGCGGUGUUAGCUACCAGUGGAUGAAGUCUGUUACACAAUCAGGAUUCCUGGACUCUGAAUACGUCAGACCAGAGCUCAACAGCUACAUCUUCGUAUCGUCCAACGGACGUCUGUACUUCUCCGAAGUGACGGAGGCCGACCACGGCUGGUAUCGUUGCAUAGCAACCCUCACCACCUCAAACAUCUACAUGAACUACAUCAGCACUGAGGGCACCCAGUCACGUAUCAGCCAGGCGAUCAGGCUAAUGACCCGCGGCAGUACUGCUGGCAAGUAUGCACCUAUGAUCCAGGACAGCUUCAUCAACGUGUAUCCCUCAUCCCCUGUAGUUGGCAUGAACGUGAGUCUGGAAUGCUUCGCAUACGGAACACCGCCGCUAAUGUACUCGUGGACUGUUCAUCGUUGGGAUGGUCAGCGGUACACCCUGGAAGACCAUGAUCGUGUGCUGCGGAUACAGAACGUUGUUCAGGACGACACUGGCCGCUUCACGUGUACUGUCACCAACAAGGCUGCCUCACAAACGGACUCCAAAACUUACACUCUCUAUGUGGAAUCCAAGCCUCAGUUUGUGAUGCCCCUGAUGGACCAGCACCUUGACGUUGGUACCAAGCAGCUGACGUGGCAGUGUGAGGCUCGCUCUGUGCCCUUCCCCACGUACACCUGGUACAAGGAUGGCGUGAGGAUCACCAACAGCACCAACGGCGAGGUUCAGGUCAUCAGCAACAUCCUGUUCCUGCGCAACCUUCAGGAAAAGCGCGACAGCGGCAUGUACCAGUGCUUUGCAGAGAACUCCCAUGGGACGUCAACGUCUGCCGCACAGCUUAGGAUUCUCUCCUUGGCCCCCACCUUUGAGAAGAACCCUAUGGCCCUAACCAAGGCUGGAGCCCUGAAAGGGGAUGUUACGAUAGAGUGCAGGCCUGAGGCUGCUCCUACACCAGAGAUCAACUGGUUCAUGAAUGGGGGAGGGCUCAACCCCUCUUCAAACCCUAGUGACCCUCUGUACAGGAAUAUUAAGGGUGACCUGGUAAUCAGGGACUUGCAGCAAUCCAAUGCUGGGAUGUACGAAUGUCGGGCUGUCAAUUCCCUUGGGGAAGCGAAAAACUCAACCUACUUGAGUAUUUACGCGGCAACUGUGAUCUCCACCCCUCCGAGUAGAGACACGACCGUGAGCUUGAACUCCACAGCGUUCAUCAACUGCCAGGUCUCCUUCAACCGAGACAACCUCGACAUCGUCUACCAAUGGCUCUUCAAUAACCGCACCAUUAACAUCAGCAGUGACUCGCACUAUGAGCAUGGUCUACCCCCCCAGGAAGGUGGCCUGUACAUUCGGGACGCCCAGUACUGGCAUGGAGGCAUGUACACCUGCAGGGCAACAACCCAGGUCGACGCAACUGAGGCCACUGGUAGACUCUGGAUCACAGGUCCACCGAGGGAGGUAUCCGGUGUGGAUGCUUACAGCUCAAUGAGCAACGUUCAGCUGCCGAUGGGGGAGAAUAUCGGGGAGUUUGACGCGCUGCUGCGCUGGACAGAUCCCCAGGAAGAUGCAGCUCCCAUCACGUACUACAACAUCUACGGGAGAACUAACUACUCACAAAUAUACCGUCAGCUUUACUCCUCUAUUCCUGCCUCUCAAACGGUGAUAACGGGGGGAAUAGAUUCCUUCCGACGACAGUUCUUCAUGAAGGGCCUCAUGCCUGGUGUCAACUAUGAGUUCACGGUUCGAGCUGUCAACAUGUACGGUGUCGGCACGGAGAGCAAGCCUUCAAGGAAGGUGACCAUCGGUGCAGCGCCGCCAAGGAAGGCUCCAGUCAACGUGGGAGGCGGCGGGGGUAGUGUGGGCACUCUGAAGAUUACGUGGGAUCCCUUGCACCCAGAAGACCACGGUGGGUGGGGUAUAGGGUAUGAAGUGGAGUACAGACGUAGGCCUCCAGAUGCGCAAGCAGGCGGCAACUUCAAAUGGACAAAGGUGAAUGUGACUGGCAACGUGGGGGAGUACUCAGCAGAGAUAGGCGGGGAGAACUACUUCCUGGAGUAUCAGGUUCGAGUCAGCCCCUACAACAAUAAGGGAAUAGGGCCUGCAGGAGUCAAUGACAGUGUCAUGUCAGCUGAAGCAAUUCCCAAUGGUAUCCCGAAGAAUAUCUAUGCUGAACCACACAAUGAGUCGGCUCUAGUUGUGCGCUGGGAUCCGAUUUCUGACACGCGAGAGGUCAUCAAGGGAAAACUGGCUGGAUACAAGAUUCAUUACUGGCUGAAAGAUAGAGAGACCCAGUCUGAGGCCAGACAGAACAUCAUCUAUGGCAAUGCGGACCACGGCCUGAUCAUUGGUCUGAUGCCGGACACCUUCUAUACAGUCACUGUGAUGGUCUUCAAUGGAGCUGGAAACGGUGUCAAAGGAGAGGUCUACCAUCAGACUACUGAUAGAUUUGCUCCACUGACCUAUCCUGUGGACAUCAAGAUCUAUCCCUAUGGUAACCACUCAGUGAUGUUAACAUUCCGAGGUGUUAACACGGGCGUGAUUGAGGAACCACUCCUCGGUUACAAGGUGAAGUACUGGCGUGACUCUGAGGACAUCCGCAAUGCCAAGGAGGCCAAUCUGGAGCGUAAUGUGGAGGGUGUGCUGUAUGAUGUGCAGGUGAACACGCUCUACCACUGUCGCGUGUACGGCUACAGCGUCGGUGGAGACGGCAAGGGCAGCUCACCGGACACACUCUUCACCUACACAGAGGAAGGUAGGGUGAUCGGUAUACAGGUGGAUCCAACCACGUCCAACUUUGUGUACGUAGUCAGGGAUGAUAUCAACACAGCGGCGAUGGCGUCUUAUGGAGCAACCCUGCUGAUUUCCAUCAUAGCCGCAGCUGUCUUAUGGCUGGUUUAGUGUGGACUGCUUUGCAGAAAUUGAAAUAUAAAUCAUUGUAUUGCAAUUUGUAUGAAAACUGUACAGAGAAAUUUACGAUUUACCAUAUCACCAUUGAUUGCAUGAUACUUAAAUACAGGCUUUUCUAAUUGUUGAAUGUGUAUGUGAGCCAACACAAUUUCUAAGAGCUUUGUUUCCAUUUAUUUUCUCAAAUGUCUUAUACAGGUUCUGUGAUGAGUCUUUCCUACGUUUUUGUGUGUGUAAAUUCUGUAUUUCUCUCUUUCCCGAUAGAUAUGAUGCACCUUUUAACAAGUGCUUUUAUUAUGUGCCAUUAUCAUGACUCAAUAAUGUUUAUGUUAAAAAAAAUCCAUUUGUUUGUAAAGACAUCUGAAAUCCUGCAAGUCAAUGCAGUUUUAAAUUUUGUAUUUUUUGUAUCAUAUAUUGUUCUUUAAAAAAAGGUCUUUUAAGUUUUAGUAAUGUGUCUGCAUUGGACUCUUAAAUGAAAAAUGUGAUUCAAUAGACUUAUUCUGUCAUGUUUUCUCAUGUGAUUUUGAGUGAUAAGAAUUUAUAGGUGUGUACUAAAUAUGAUUGUGCUGUUGUGUGCUGGAUCAAUGUUAGUCUAGAAGAUGCCGAAUUUCAAACACUUAGGAACUUAAUUUUGGACAUUUUCUCAAAAGAACCUUAGGUUCUUGUAUAUUUUCUAAACAUCAAAAUCUAUCUUCUAGACUGGUAUCAGUUGUAGUCAACAGGUACAUCACCUUAUAAUUGAAACUUACUAUAAUUGUAACUUACUAAACUUCAUUGUCUGUCCUUGACAAUAUCUCAUUUAAAACUUAAUUCGAGUUUCCUUAUUGUAGCCGUGAAUUUAGUUAUGAAAAGAUUUUCGUUCAAUGUCCUUGCUUUAAACUAAACGUUCUCUCCAUAGUUUGUGUUAUUAUUGAUAACCUUUAUUCUCUUUAAAGUAUACAAUUUUUGUAUCUUAUCUGAAAUUUAAAAAGAAAAAUACAGAGCUUUUGUGUGUCUAUUAGAUAAUCCUGUAUUUUUUCCAUUCUCACUCAUGCUUAUGUGAUUUUCAUGAAAUACACCCAUUUACUAUUUAAAUUGUGUGUUUAUAAUGUGUGCAUUUGAAUAUUGAAUUCUUAAAUCAAUGUCAUUAUGUGGUAUUUAUGAUUAUUUCACAUUGUUUAUCAACAUCCCAUAUGUACAUUCAUCAUCUACAUAUACCUAGAAUUGUGUUUAUUCUCUUUUUGUAAUGAUAGGUUUAGGUUUUGUAUAGAUUUUAGAUAUGUGCACUAUUUUUGUACUCAAUUUUUAUGUAAAUAGGUAUGUGUAAUUUGUAUGAAUACUGCGAUUUUCACCUCAGACCCUUAUUUCAUGUAAAUAGAUGGUCUUUGCAAGAAUUUUUACAUUAUGGCGUGUCAAGUUCAACAGGUUUAAAAUAUAGGUGAAGUGAACAUGUUUAUUGCUAAACCAAAGAUAAAAAGAAAUAAUUUAUUGUACUAACCUAACGUUUCAAUAUUCCUCAAUGCAUAUUGUAACAGGCAAGAUGGAAAACAAACAUUGAUUAUGCUUACAAAGUGUUUAUUUUUAAUUCCUUGAAUGACUACUGCUAUAUACGGUUGAUGUUAAACUGUUGAGACGUUUCAUGAAGUAGGGUCCUAAUUAUAUACCAUCAGCCAAUCAGAAUCUCAAAUUUUUUCAGCAAUAGACACAUGAUGCUUUUCACUCUGCUUUCUGAAAAUAUACACAACUGUCUCGUUUUACUUUCUUGCCUGAAAAAUUGCGUCUUCUGUUCUAAUGUUUGAAUGCCAGGUGAGAUCAGGACUCUAGUAGUAAUAACAUUUUCAAACGAUCAGCAUAAAAUGGCUGUUGCAGCAAAACAAUUAUGCCUUUGAUGUUUGAUUGUGCCUUCUCAUAAAUGUACAUGCCCACCAUGAAUACUUACUGUACAAUUAAUGAAUUCGGUCUUUGAAGUGACCGUCUCUUAACCUCUUACAUAUCCACAAAAAGUCAGGGUUUAUUUAAUCAGCUCAUAUUUUGUUUGAUAGUCGGAAUUUGCUAACCUCAGCAUUUUGCUUACUUGUAGUAUUUCUUUGAUGCUUAAUUUUGUAUAUAUGUUUUAAAUUUUGUUUGACACAAAACUGACAAAAGUUGUUUGCUUCUUGCUGUUACGCACAAGAUGAAAUUCUAGUACGUAAUUUGAUUUUUUCAAUUUAUUUAGUAAUAAAUAAAAUUUUAGAGAAAUAAAAGGGAAAAAAGAAUCGGCUUUGAAUUUUUUAAAGUAAUACAUGAGAGCAUACAACAGUUUGUAUACAAAAUGAAAGUGCUUUAAGUUUGGUAGUCAUUCUAAGAUAAUCAAAUUUUGCACAGUACAAUAUACUGUAGUUAUACUUUUAUCAUUCAGUUGCUUCCUUUCAUUCGCUGUAAUCUGCUUAUAAUUACAAUAGUUUGUAUAAUUGUACAAUUUAAUUGCUUCCUUCCAUUCGCCAUUAUGUGCUUAUAAUAAAUUAUAUUAUAUGUAUUCAUCAUUCCUAUGUAAUUGAUUACAUUCCUCUGUGAAAUAUUAACUUCGAUUUUACAAGUCCAUAAUUUAUAUUAUAUUCUUGAAACAAUACCGGUAUUCUGUGUACAUGUUUCUUGUAUGUACCAUUUAUCAAGUCAAACAGUGUUGUUGUUUGUUUUUUGUUUAAUCAAUUUUAUCUUUUGUUUCUAAAUAAAAUAACAAGUCCAGCUAUAUAAUGAAUUCCAUACAGAUGUAUAUUCAAAUAUGUUUACCCUUUUGUGUAAUAAAAUAGUUUUAGAUA
Molecule: messenger RNA, 6718 nt
Organism: Dreissena polymorpha
Lineage: Eukaryota; Metazoa; Mollusca; Bivalvia; Myida; Dreissenidae
Product: contactin-5-like
Exons: 27
Coding region: 90-3935 (1281 amino acids)
Biological process (GO): cell-cell adhesion
Molecular function (GO): protein binding
Source: RefSeq, a predicted model, not a curated record